UCAGGCUUUUCACUCUUGAUGUCACAUGUUGUCUGACAUAAUCACAUGAUCGCGUCUGAAAUUGAUCGACGUCAAGGGAGUGUCUUUCGAAUUUAAUUAUUUUUUUCGUGCAACAAUGCUUCGACAAUUGUCACUCUUUUUCGCCAUUUUUGCCGCAGUUCAUGCCAGUGGCGAAUUUGUCGUUCUUCAUUCACCUGAUAGCGUGGAAUUUACUGUAAAUGGAGAGGUUGAGCAAAGCAGUCUUAAAGAGAUCCUAUCGGCAGCUCUUGGUUAUACUGGAAAGCAGAGGGAGUCAGAGCAUAGCAUUGCCAUAUGGGAUCCAUUUUCAAUGCCCAAGGCAUUAGUUGCUAUACCUAUAGAUGGAAUAGAACAAUUGCCAUUCUUAAAAGACAAAACUAAAAUUACAUAUCCUCUGAUUGUUGAUGAAGCGGAAGAGACUACUUGGCAAGCAAUUAGAAGCAGAGUAGAAGAGCGAAGCAAUGAUAAUACAUUGGUCAGGAUUAAUUUGAGUGAUGGAGUUGAUGCUCUUGGCCAAUCAGCUCUUGGUGAGCUCAAGCCUGUUAACAUGGAGAAAUUGAAGUCGCUGAGUUCAGAGGUCGAGGAGGAUCGCAGGUUUGUCGAGGAAAUGCAACUUCUCCAUGCUAUCGCCGACAAUGCAGUCUCUGCAAAGAAGCAUGAUUCUGGCACGGAUGUUUAUUGGUUGGUGGUAUCAGCACUCAGACCUGUUCUGGAUCUGCAUGGGAACAAUUCUGCACCAGCUAAAGAAUCAUACACAUUAUUGAAUGAUGCAAUGGAACAUGUUUCCAAGGCUUUUGUAAAUACUUACGACGGCAAGGUUGUCAUUGCGGCCUUCACAAACGAUGCCAGCAAAGUGAGAAACGCCCGCUCUAUCCGUCUUGAGAGAAAACGUAGAGAUGCUCCGCAAGACGACGAGCAAGAUGAGCAAAAUAAUAAAAAGGACGAAGAGGGGACAGAUAAAAUGACUAGUACUAUUGAAACCAACUCUGUCAGCACUACUGAACGUACGGGCGUUCAGAAUAAUAGCGGGACGUCGGAAAAGUCCGACGAAGUUAAUCAGGAGUAUAAGAUAAAUACUAACACACAGACAAUAGGACAGCUCGAAUUUUCCGGUCGCGCAAAACCUUAUACGGACAAUUAUCCUGCCAUCUUUAACAUAAUACUGUGGUUUGGCGUUGUUUUCGUCUUCUCCCUCUUAGCCACUUGUAUCGCUAUUGCCGAUAUGGAUCCAGGACGAGAUUCCAUCAUUUAUAGAAUGACAUCGAAUAGAAUGAAGAAAGAUAAUUAAGGGUAAAUACAUAAUUAUACAUAUUAUACAUAGAUAAUAUAAUUUUGUAACAUAUGUUUCUGUAAAAUGCUAUGCGAAAUGUAAUUCGUCAAAGCAUCUGUAUAUGUAAUUUAUCAAAUUUAAUUUGAUUAUAUGUGAUUGUAUCAAGUAAGAAAAUAGGAUUUUAUUGUAUAUUUCUAUAGCUUCUGAAGUCUUUCAAUUAAAUAAUCUAAACUUGUUGAAUUAUUAAAUUGUAAUAAUAUACAUAAUUAUAUCACUUUAUUGAAAUAUGGGAACAUCAUUAUAAAAUUUUUGUAUCUUUAUUUCGCAUAUUCCGUAAAGGCUAAACAUUAUCCUAAAUAUAAUGUAAUCGCGUGCCUUUCCUAACUUAA
Messenger RNA from Pogonomyrmex barbatus (red harvester ant), 1677 nucleotides. RefSeq names its product ATPase H(+)-transporting accessory protein 2 (gene ATP6AP2). Gene Ontology annotation, cellular component: external side of plasma membrane; membrane. The record is from RefSeq and is a predicted model, not a curated record. Gene Ontology annotation, molecular function: signaling receptor activity. NCBI's taxonomy places the organism in Eukaryota, Metazoa, Arthropoda, Insecta, Hymenoptera, Formicidae. Gene Ontology annotation, biological process: positive regulation of Wnt signaling pathway.